AUGGGUACGUGUCCGCGUGCACCAAAUGGAGCCCGAUCUCAUGGAUGUGGGUUCCAAUCUCGAAGAAGCUCUGCAGUUAAAACAAGAGCACGACCAGCCAAAGAAGAUGAAGUUCAACAACUCCUGCGGUCUCUGGAUGCCCAAGCUGACCAGAACAGAUCCCAGGUUGAUGUUCACAAUGCUAUGGCGGACACCCUGGCUGAGGCUUGGAGAGACCUCAAUGACAAACUGGCCUACAGAGGGACACUGCUGGACCAAAGUGUGGCCUUUCAUCAGAGUGCACAGGAUUUAUCCUCAACAAUGGAACAGGCCCAAAGAAACUUCAGCAAAGUUCCCUUGGCUACAGAUGUGGAAACAGCACAGAAACUUCUACAGCAACACUUAGACAUGAAAAACAGUAUUUUGGAGACAUCCAAAGCAACUUUGGACAUGGGUCAGUCCCUGCUAGACCAGAUUAAAGCAAUGGGUAUGCAUGCGGACUUCGCCAACUACCACGCCACCACUGCAGCUUGCUAUGGCAUUGAACAUCUGCUGGAGCUGCUGCAUGAUCGCAGACGUCACCUAGAGGAACUAUGGAACCAGCGCAAGAUUCGUUUGGAACACUGCUUGCAGCUGUGUCGACUAGACCAGGAUGUAAAUAAGAUCUUAGAAUGGUACCGUGGAGUUGGCAACAAUUACUUACAUAACACAGAACUGGGUUCAUCCUACACUGAAGCCCAGCACAUACAGGAAGAUCACAACCGUUUUGAGGCUCAGGCCAGAGAGGUACAAGAGAGCAUGCUCAGCCUACUCCGGACUGCUGAUGGUCUUCUGCGACGUGCAAGCGUCGAUGCAGAAGGAAUCCGUCAACGCCUCAUUGCAGUGGACCGCGAGGCAGAAAGCUUUUCAAGCCGCUUGGAUAUUAGACGAAAAAAUAUCUCCAUGGCUGUAGCUUUCUUCAGACUCGCAGAAACGGCUCUAAAUAAACUUGGUGAGGUGGAGUUCCAGCUAAACAACAUGGAUCUCCCAAGAAACAGCACAGAGUUGGCAGAGCAUCAUUCACGUUUGUCUCAGGCCAUCGUUGAUUACUCAACUGAAGCGACCCAUGAGGGGCGACUGCUACUUGAGAGGGUCAGUAGCGUUGAUCCUGGGGCGGAUGGCGUCAGACGAAAGAUGGAUGAGCUUUUAACCAAGUGCACACAACUGGAAGCACUGUGCAAGGCUAGACGUGCCGAGGCAUGGCAAAGAAGCCAGGACUAUCUGGUUUUUCAAGAAAGAUAUAAUAGCCUGCAAACCUGGCUUCAACAAAUUGGCCUAAACAUUGUGUCUCGUCACAACUCCUUGGGAACGACACUUGCCAGUGCUAAAGACUUUUUAGAAGUUCAUGAACAACUUAAUGAAGAUAUCGGGGACAAGAGUGAAGAGUUAUCAGCCUUGUCUGCUGCUGCGUCAAACUUGGUCAAGUCAGGGGACCAAGAGGCGCAGCAGGCUGCAGACAGGGCACAUGAGCUGGAACAGCAGUACCUGCAGCUUCAGCACAUGGUUGAGAACCGUAUUCAGUUGGCCUUGAUAUACAUCUCAUUUCAUCGGCUAGCGCAGCAACUGUCCAGCAAUCUAGAUGGUCUGGAACAUAUUGUCCGAUCUGAGACAGAAGAUCUACAAGAGAUCACAGACACUGCUGUACAGAAUCUGCGAGACAUGUUUUCGAACACAAGACACAUUUUCGACGACCUCAACCUCAAGGGGAACGAAUUCUUGCAAAAUGCAAAUAUAAUUCAAGGUGACUCCAGUCUGGAUGUCAACAGUGCUGUGCAGACAGUGAAACAAGUCCUGUCUGACCAGCGCAUGAACUCUGUGACCAGGUACUGGGAAGCCUGGGAACAACACGUCAUCUCCAGCAAACAGUUCAAAUCUCAGUGGCAUCAGUUUGUCCAGGAGGCUCGAAGGACAAUCGAUAGAGUUAUGCAAAUUGAGAACGACUUUUUCCCACUCAUAUCAGGCGAGCUUGGUGAUUCGUUACAGCAGACCAAUCAGCUGCAAGCUCGCUUGGAUCAGUUUGUGCCCAUCUAUCAGGAGGCCCAGGCCAAGAUUGAAGAGCAUCUGAAGACAGCAGAAUUGCUGUCUUUGAAAGGAGACACCAAAGGACAGAAAGACCAGAUCAUAAAUGAACUGGUGAAAGUCCAUCAGAGAUUCCAGAGUCGCAUUAAUGAAUACCAGAUCUUGCUGAAGAUGACCAUUGAAUUUUACAAGCAUAUUGCCCAACUUGACGAUAUGAUUGAGAGAACAGAGAAAGAAUACCUCCAUUCCAAUCUUCCCAGUGAUCUCAACCAAGCUGAGUCCAUGCUUGAACAACACAAACGCAAGAAGACUGAGGUCUCACAAUUCAUCAACUACACCGCCGAGGAGGGCGAUAGAAUUGUUAGGCGGGUACGCCAGCAGGAUGCUGGUGCCGCCGCAACAGAUGACGUCCGACACGUUUUGGAUGUCACUGCUGAAACCAAGCGUCGCUGGGAUAAUUCAUGGGAAGAACAAGAGCGACGCUUGCGUCAGAAUCUUCAGAUCUGUCAGUUUAACUUUGACUUGAGACAGAUCCAUUCAGAAAUAGACCAACUACAUCAUCACCUGCAGUCAAGGAGAGGAAACUAUGGAACUUCAUUACCCAAUGCUAAGAUGACCUCACAGGCAUUCAAGGAGUUUGAGAAAACUGUAGAGGUUAUUGAGGAGAAAAUCCACAACUUUAUUGGCACAGCUGAGCUGAUGGUCCAAGAUGAACAUUAUGAUUCAGACAACAUCCGAAGUGAGGCUGAAACCUUACGUAACAAAUGGAGCACUUUCCAUGCUGGUGUCAAAGACUAUAGGAGCCAACUGGAUGCCAGUAUUCUGUACUUCACUUCCAUAGAUGAGUGUGAACGCUGGAUGCGUGAAGGAAGUGAGCUGCUCAUUGACAUCGGACACAAAGCUCCAGAUUGUAAGACCCCUCAGGAUGCUGAGAAUCUGAUCAAGAACUUAGAGAAGUUUGUGGAGAAAGGCAAAACUAACCAGGAGCAGAGACUGCAAAAGAUAUCUGAACUGGCCACCCACUUGUAUGGUGAUCAAGGAGUCAACAAGGUCAGACCAUUGGUCAUCCAGUACCAAGACAUGAUGCAGUCAUUUGAACAAGCUGACAAUGAACUAUCUAUCUUGAAAGAGAACCUUGAAGGGAAGUCUGCUGUGCCAGUGGAAGAGUUCAUGCCCAGGGAUGUCAGUGCCAGAGCUGCAGCUCCAGCACCCAAAGUGAGACCACCCAAAAUUACACAACACCUCAAGAACGCCGAGGUCAUGGAAGGCAACAGGGUCACAUUUGAAUGUAGAGUGGACAGCGAUCAGGUCCCUGAAGUCCGAUGGUACAAAGACAACCUGCCACUGACCAGUCCAGACUAUGAAACCCGCUUCAUGAAUGGCUUGGCUACCCUGACAAUAGAGGAAACAUUCUCGGAGGACACAGCUCGUUACACAUGCCGAUUUACCAAUGAAGCUGGGAUGGCUGAGUCUUCAGCUUAUCUCACUGUCAAAGAAACACACCAGCAGAUUGUUGCACCAGAGUUUACCAGGAACCUCAAAUCUCAGGACGUCCCUCAAGCAACAGAAGUGCCGACAUUUCAACAGCCCCUGCAUGAUGUGACUUCUCCGGAGGGCAAGCCCCUACAUCUGGAGGUCAGAUUCUCAGGGUCACCACCGCCAGAGGUUAUCUGGUUCAGGGGCAGCAACAGGAUUGUUCCCAACAACAUGUACAAGAUCACUGUCACAGUCAACUUCUCAUCUUUGGACAUUCAAGAAGCUUAUACCGAAGACUCGGGAUCUUACACUGUGAUUGUGAGAAAUAUUGCAGGGGAGGCUACUUCAGUCUGCCAGGUUCUCAUUGAGCCAUGUUUUUCAAGUCCAGGAGAUGAGGUCUCCCAGGCUUCUGCAGAAUUAGAAGCCAGAGCACCACAGUUUGUACAGAAACUUCCACCAACCAAAGAAGUUCCUGAAGGGACAAGGGUCAGACUUGACUGUGUCCUGAUAGGACAUCCUGAACCAGAGGUGAUCUGGUUCAAGAAUGAGAAGCCCAUCAAAGAAUCUCAGGACAUCCAGCUGCUGUUUGAGGGUGAUCGCUGCACACUCAUCAUAAGAGAAGCUAUCCCCAGUGAUGAUGGCCUCUUUAAAUGUGUGGCUCAGAAUCCCCAAGGUGUGGCAGAGUCAGCAUGCAAGCUUCAUGUGGAACCUGUCAGUGAGAUGAGUGAUGCCUCAGUGGCAGAAGAAGCAGCUCCCAAGUUUACACAACCCUUGAGAGACCAGCAUGUCAAGUCAGGACAGAGGGUCUGUUUGCAGUGCCGUGUCCAAGGCCAUCCCUUGCCCACUGUUACCUGGUACAGGGAUUCUCACAUUCUUGAAAGCUCACCAGACUUCCAGAUCACAGCUUUUGCUGAUGUCCACUCACUGACCAUUCCUGAAGUAUUCGAUGAGGACAGUGGCAGUUACACUGUCAAGGCUGCCAACAGAGCAGGAGAAGCCAGCUGUGUGGCCAAGCUGACAGUUGAGACACCACCUGAGGAGACCAUGGAGAAGAAAAAGGUCAGCAGACGAGAACAGGUGCCGCAGAGCCCGCCUGAGUUUGGACGUUUAUUCCAUGAUGUCACAGCCAAACCAGGAGAUUCUGUCACUUUUGAGUGCACUGUAACCGGCUCACCCAAACCUAAGAAGUGUUUGCCGAGGACAGCGGCAAGUUCACGUGUGCUGCUGAGAACCCAUAUGGCAAGGCAUCCAGCUCAGCUGAGCUAG
Molecule: messenger RNA, 4779 nt
Organism: Candidula unifasciata
Lineage: Eukaryota; Metazoa; Mollusca; Gastropoda; Stylommatophora; Geomitridae
Source: the annotation of a GenBank genome assembly